AUCAUAACGUACCUGGAUAUACACAUAUGCUUAUACUAUCGGAGGUAUGCAUACCAAAAGUGUACCCUGGAAGUAUACGCUGCGCUGAAAAUGUUCCUGUAAGAGAUGGAAAGGCACUGUAUACCUUCAGGGUCAACUUUGGUGUGACGUUCAGUGCAAGGAGAGCGGCGUUUGCAGGCUACACGUUGACCAGAUCAAAGGUCAGACAAACAGGUGAGGUGAGCGGUGAAGACGGCGAGGACAGUGUUGCGUCCUGCCUUCCUCUUGGGCAUGAAGCACGUGGCUGCUUACGUACUCACUGCUCCUUCCCCCAGCAAUACAGUUUGUUUGGUGACAGAGCGUGAUUUAGGCAACCUUUUUUUCCUCUGACUCCCCUUCACCACAGCCACGAAACUCUUGUCAUGGCACCCCAUUCCCUCUUCCCCAAGCUCGAGGCGACCGUCCUCGUGGAUGGCCGCCCCGUCAAAGAACAUACUGACCAGGAAGACGCUAACUCCGAAAGCAAGGUCGUCUACAUCGAGGCCGAAGCGGGCGAGCAAUUUGGCGUUCGAUUCUUCAUCCCCGGCUACGUCUUCGACCACCACAGCAUCAAGGUCAUUGUCAACAUUGACGGUGUUGACAUGCGCAAGUUCAUCUUCGAGAAGCACAAGUACAACCUCUACGGCAUCUCAAGACAGGUCAAUGACAGCAGCGCGCUUAUCGGUCACAAAUAUGUCGGCCAGUGCUUCCGCUUCGCUGAGCUCAACACUUACGACGAGAACCACGAGAUCGACCACGAGCUUUGGAAGCAGCUGAAAUGGACUGGCAACAUCUCAAUCACUUUCCAUCGGGUCACUAACGUACGCCUCGCCCGCGGGUGGAAGAACGUACCGUCUAUGAGAGAGUACGAUGAGGUCCCUGAGAAGGCACUGAAAGGCUCGUCUGUCUCGCACAAGACGACCCUGGACCCGCUGCACCGCAUUGCACCCGUCACGUUCAUGGAUGCAGAUUAUGUCGACAGCCCUUCUCGCCCUCUUGCUGAGAUUGAGUUCCGGUACCGGUCCAAGCAAGCUCUCAAGUAUCUGUCUAUCAUCCCUCGCACGCCUAGCCCGGAGCCCGUCAAGGAAGAUUUGUUGGAGGAGCAGGUACAGAAGAUCUACCUCAAGCACGAGGAGACCCAGGCUCGUAAGCGCGACCAUCCCGAUGACGACUAUGAAUACGAAGACGUGGAGAUGGUAGAGGAGCGACCCGCGAAGCGACGUUGCUUCCCCACCAGCACCGACGAAGUUAUAUCGCUUGACUGAGGACACUUCGAAGGCACAUUAUGGCAUCGUACAGCAGGCAGCGCGUAUGGAAUGCUGAAUACGGAGCAUUCACUGGAUACAAAGUUUUCACUGAAACAGUACCGUGAACUACAAGCAGGCUCAUCUACCGCCCGGGUUCAUGUUCACUAGCAUAGCAUCGGAUACUGAGAGU
Alternaria rosae is the source of this 1455-nucleotide messenger RNA. RefSeq lists its product as uncharacterized. The coding region runs from base 402 to 1283 and encodes 293 amino acids. NCBI's taxonomy places the organism in Eukaryota, Fungi, Ascomycota, Dothideomycetes, Pleosporales, Pleosporaceae. The transcript is spliced from 4 exons. The record is from RefSeq and is a predicted model, not a curated record.